Molecule: messenger RNA, 1576 nt
Organism: Micromonas pusilla CCMP1545
Lineage: Eukaryota; Viridiplantae; Chlorophyta; Mamiellophyceae; Mamiellales; Mamiellaceae
Exons: 1
Source: RefSeq, a predicted model, not a curated record
AUGAAAAAAUUUGUCUCUUUCAUUUUUCCGUCGUCUCGCCUAUCGUACAGGGCUAUCUAUGUACAGGGCAUCACGGGCAGCACGCGUCCCCGUCAUCCCAUGCUGAACGCGUGCCUCACCUCCCUCUCCUGGCGCAUCAUCGCGCUCACCUUCACCGGGUCCACCGCCGCGCCGCCGUUGACGUCCCACGCCGCGGCUUGCACGACGACGACCGACGCGUCCUCCCCGCCGUCCCCCCGCCGCGCCGCCAUUCCCGCCGCCGGUCGACGGUCCGUCUUCCCCCGCGCGCUCGCCUUCUUCCCCCGCGCGCUCGCCUUCUUCCCCUUCGUCGCGCGCGACUCGUCCUUCGCGCCGACGGGACGCGCGCCGCCGCCGCCGCCGCCCAAGGCGAGGAGUCCCCCGAAGAGCGACUUCGCCGCGCGUCCGAGCGUCGACGACCCUUUCCCCCCUCGCGCGGACCCCGGGACGUACGCCGGGUCCCGCGCCCGCCGGUGGUUCUCCGCGAACGCCUGCGCCGCCUCCGCGCACGCGGCGCCGACGAUGGACGCGACGACGAACAGAUCCAGCAGCGCCUUUCGUCGCCUGCGCUUCCACCGCGCCGCGAGCUCCUCCGCGGUGAGUCCGCCGGCGUUUGGCUUCGGCGCCGGGCUCGGCGCCGGCUUCUUCGUCUCGGGGUCCCUCUCCCUCUCGACGUCGUGCCUCGGCGCGGAGAGCGCGUCCUUUAUCGCCCGCCGCCGCGCCGUCGCCGCCGCGUCCGCGAGCUCGACGACCCUCCGCCGCGCUUUAUCCUUCUCCUCCAACGUCUUUUCCAUCUUCAGUCGCGCGCGCGUCGCGUCUCGCCCCGGCGCGCCAUCCUCUCGGAUCGCCGCGACGACCGCAUUCGUCGCGUCCGCCUCCUCGGCCGCGCGCGCGCCGACCGCGAACGACGCCUUCUCCGCGUGCAACGUCGCGCCCUCGCGCGUCGACCGCAGGUGGUUCGUGAAGACCCUCAGGUCGUCGAACAGCUCGUCCGCCUCGGGACCGGGACCGCGGAGCGCGUCCGCGGCGAAUCGGAGCUCCGACAGCGCGGCGUCGUCCGCGUCCUCCGCGUCCACGGCGCGCGCGUUCGCGUCGACGCGCGACGGCGACGCGGGCGUCAGCGACGACGCGCGCGACCGCCAUCGUCCGUCGUCGUCAUCGUCGUCGCGGAGGCGUCGCGACGCCGUCCCCGCGGCGUUCGCGCCGGGGGAUCGCCCGCCGCGCGCGCCGCGAGAUGUUGCCACCUCGUCGUCGCUGUCGUCGGCCAUCGCGAGGAGCCGUCGCAGCGCCGCGGCGGUGGGCUUGGAGUCGAACGCGGCGACGCGCUCCGCGUCGUCCUCGGACUCGGACGAGGAGGAGGAGUACACCAUCCUCGCGCGCGCGGCGGCGCGGUUCGCGCGUCGCGACCGGCGCGCGCGGCGACGGAGUGCCGAGAGCGACGCAUCGGUCACGGAAGGCGUCGGACGCGACGACGCGUGCGCGUGCGUUCCCCCCUCCACAUCUGAUGACUCAGACGCUCCGAGCUCGCCAUCGCGUCGUCACACCUCCCCGGCGCCGG